Paramecium octaurelia is the source of this 2328-nucleotide messenger RNA. NCBI's taxonomy places the organism in Eukaryota, Ciliophora, Oligohymenophorea, Peniculida, Parameciidae. The record is from the annotation of a GenBank genome assembly.
AUGUUAUUAUAAAUUUUAUUAUUGUGCUUAAUUAAUUGUUAAUAUGAACCCGUUUUGAUAGCUAGGUUUGGGAGAAGUAAAAAUAAAUUAGAAAAAAAUCCUGCUCCUUAAUUUGAAUGUGUAGAUGAAAUAGAUGAGGAUGAAGAAAAACCCAAAGAGUAUUCGAUUAAAGUUGGAACACUCUAUUAAUUAACAGAUGGAAGUUGGUUUUUAAAGUCCACUGAUCCUGCCAGUGGAUAAACAUACCUCAUGAAUUUAAACGAUAUUACUCGAGUCAAAUAUGUACCUAAGGAAGAGGAGGAUGAUGAUAAGAAGAAGAAGACUGAAGAGAGACCUGAAUAAGUAUUGAAAGAAUUCGAAUGGACUCCUUUGAUUGCUUACGAGAGUUUUCCAAGAAACAGAGGAGGACAUUCUAUGCAUGCUAUAGGAGAUAUAAUAGUUGUAUUUGGAGGGUGUUUUUUGGACAUAAAAUGCUUUGAUGAUCUUUUUCUAUUCGAUGCGAGAACUCGUGUUUGGACCUCUCCUAGAGUUUUUGGCAUUCCCCCAGUGGGUAGAACUGGAUUUGGAGCAUUAGUGAAUGGAGCAAAGCUCUUUAUAUUUGGAGGAUAUACAUUAUAGGGAUUGACCAAUGAUCUGUUCGUAUUUGAUCUAGAGAGUAAAAGUUGGAAUCAAUUGUUUUGGCCAGGCAUAGUUCCAACACCAAGAGCAGGACACAAGAUGGUUUUGACAGCCAUAGGAGGUAUAGUAUUUGGAGGGUUUAUGGGUGAGAGAUACUCAAACGAUGUAUACGUUCUUGACAUUGUAGGUGAGCAAUGGUUAAAGCCAGUUGUAAGUGGUGACAUUCCUAUAGGGAGGGAGAGUUUCUCAAUGGUUUCUCAUCACGGUGUUGUCUAUAUAUUUGGAGGGUAUGCCACUGGAGUCGUACUCGAUGAUGUAUACACUAUUAAUGAGGAUUUGACUUGGGAAAAAAAGGAACCAGCAGGCAAGGUGCCAUCUCCAAGACAAGGAGCAGCCUUGGCUGAAUAUGAUCAUAGAAUAUUUGUGGCAGGAGGGUGUAAUCCAAAGACAUACGAAUGCUAUAAUGAUUUAUAUGCUUUUGAUACUACUACAAAUCACUUUAGUACUGUGAAUGCUUUUAAGAAAAAGAAUUUAAAGUCUGUAGAGUUUGCAGGGAUGGCAUUUGCAGGUCAAUUGUUAAUUCAUUUCGGUGGGUGUAAAUUAGACAAAACAUGUAGCGAUUCACUGACAGCAGUGUUACUUAAUUCAAAUGAAUAUUGUCCUCCCUGUAGAAAUGGAGGAGUCUGCAGAGCUGGUCAUUGCAGUUGUCAAUAGGGCUGGCAGGGUAUAGAUUGUACAAUGAAAGUGUUAUGCAGAUAGAAUUGUUUAGGAUAAGGUACUUGCUUAAGUAAUGGGUAUUGCAGAUGUUAUCCAGGAUUCACAGGAACAGUCUGUCAAUUGUAAAUACCUUGUCCAAGCAAUUGUACCGAUGCUGAACAUGGAGAAUGUUAGUUGGAUGGGAAAUGCAAGUGCAAAGAAGGGUUUAGUGGUUCAACAUGUGGGGAGGAUCCUAAGGAGGAGGAAAAGAAAGAAGAGGAAAUAUGUAAGAAUAAAUGCAAUCGUCAUGGGAAAUGUAAUUAUUAUACAGGGUUAUGUGAAUGUGAGUAUGGAUUUAGUGGUCCUGAUUGUGCGGUUGUGUCUUCGUCUGAUGAGUAUAAAUCUAUCUGGUAGUUGCUUAAGGAUGAUGAUAACGAACCUGAAACAGGGACCACUAAUGUAAAUAUGCAGGAUUUCAUAUCAACAGGUCAUAAAUUUAAGAAACAGUAGAAUUACUAAGAAUCAUCUGAGGAUGAGGGGGAAGAAGAUGUUUAUGAUGAGAAUUUCGAUUAGGAGAAUGUGUUUAAGAGAACAAGACGAUCUUAGACCAAAAGUCUUGAGAGUAAUGACCAAAAUAUGACUAAUUAUUAAUUAACUAUGGUACCACCAAAGGCAUAAAAGGAGGAAGAUCCUUACUAAUUGAUGUUGUUGAGUGAAUGCACAAAAAGAUGUUCGGAACAUGGAGUUUGUAUUGAACAUGAAUGCUAUUGUUGGUUUGGAUAUUCUGGAGAUCACUGUUAGGCAUCUAAAAUAGGGGAUUUCUAUUUGGGAUGGAGAAAGAAGAAGGUUAUGAUUGCUUGUUUGAUAAGUUUGCUCGUGGGUAUGCUAAUUGGAUAUGGUGUUGUGAUGUUGAUGAAAAAGAGAGGAAAUGAUGACGAAUUUAGGAACAUGUCAGAAGUUCCUAGUUAGAAGAUAGAUGAUAAUGAAGGAGAAGUUGAUGAAAUAAUUGUUUGA